Messenger RNA from Closterium sp. NIES-65, 2082 nucleotides. The record is from the annotation of a GenBank genome assembly. NCBI's taxonomy places the organism in Eukaryota, Viridiplantae, Streptophyta, Zygnematophyceae, Desmidiales, Closteriaceae.
AUGACCGCCCCGGGCCCCGUUCCGCCCCUUCCGCGCGUCCUGUUCGGGUGCGCGGAGGCGGAAACGGGCGCGCUUUCCCGCCAAGCGGCGGACGGCGUGCUAGGGCUCGGGCGGGGGGCGUACAGCCUGCUGGCGCAACUAGUGAGCGCGCGCGCAGUCGCCGCGGAGGUCUUCUCCAUCUGCUACGGCGGAGGGGGAGGCGCUGCGGAAUCCGCGGAACUGGCAAAAGGCGCGGGGAACGGGGGGAGUGGCUGGGGAUUGUGGCGGCGGAAGGGGGGGAUGGGGAGUGGAGGAGGGAAAGUCGGGGGAGGGGCGAGAGAGCAGGGGGAAAUGGGGAGGUUGGGGGGGGAGCGGGGGGCGAUGAUCAUGGGGCCUGUGGGGCUGCGCGCGCCUGCGGUGAUGCAAUACACGGCGUUCGACCGCAUGCGCGUCGGCACGCCCUUCUAUCAGGUGGUGGUGAGUCAAAUUCUUAUCGGGGGAGAACCGCUCCCAGUGGAGGACGCCCCGCUGCUCUUCUCCUCGGGCUAUGGCGUCGUCGUUGACAGCGGCACCUCCUUCUCCUACCUACCCGCGCCGCUCUUUGAGGCGUUCAAGCACAGCGUCAUGGCGCGCGUGGCGAGGGGAGUCAAGAUGCUGACGGACACAGAGCCGCAGUACCAGAGCAUGUGCUUCCGGUCCACCUCCUGGACUUCUCUGCAAGCCUCCACGCUGGCGUCCUUCUUCCCGUCAGUGGAGCUGGUAUUUGGGGAAGGCGCCAUCUACCGCCUGGACCCCGAGAACUUCCUCUUCCAGCACCGCAAGCGCAGCGGCGUGUUCUGCAUCGGGGUGUUCCCCAACCCCGACCAGGGGACCAUUCUUGGCGGUCUCAUGUUCCGUAACACCAUGUUGACCUUUGACCGGGUCAACGAUCGCCUGGGCUUCUGGAAGACCCCCUGCGACCAGCUCAUGACCCACAUUGUGUCGCCUGGCGCGCCUGGUUCGGAACCAGGUCCGGAGCCAGGUUUUGGUGCAGGUUCGGAAUCUGGGUCUGGAUUAGAGGAGGAAUUAGGCUCGGAUAUACGGCCUGCAGCAAGGACAAUGAAUCCGUUAGGGAGGGGCAGGGAUCCUCGGGACCCGUACACAGAGGAGCAGGCUCGGUCAGGCGGAGGUUCGGCAGCAGGCUUGGGUGCAGGCACAGGUGGACCCAAACCUGACGAGGGCACCCACCCAAGCAGCAUGACCACACAGGAUGCCACUACAAGGGGUGUGCCUGCAAGGGAUGUGACUGUAAGAGGCGACAGCAGCAGCAGCAGUGCGAGCAGCAGAAGCAAGCGGGCGCCGGAUGCAGGGCCAGCAGGCAGCGACGACGACAUGGCGAUGGUGUGGGCUGUGGCGGACGCCAUGCCGUCGUACCGCCCGGUGGACUCCACGGGGUGUGCGGGGUGCGCCAGCCACGUGGACAUGGAGCUGCGGUUUCCGUUGCUCUCGUCCGCACAGCUGGACGCGCUGGAGGGGCAGCUGACUGAUGAGCUGAUCCGAGAAUUAUUGCUGGAGCCGGGACAGGUGGUGAUUCAGAGUGUGUGGGGCACGAGUCCCAGCGGGGCAGCAGCAGAGGUGUGGCUGGUGCCGUAUGCGGGCACCACCUUCCUGCCUGCCAUCACCGUGCAGCGCGUCAACUCCACCAUCAGCCAGCACGCCAUGCACCUCUCGCCUGCGUUUGGGCCCUACAAUCUCAGCUCAUUCAACGCGCCGCCUCCGGACUUCUCUGGCAGCGUGGCUCAAUCCCAUUCCAAGCCGCAGCUGCGGUGGCUGUGGUUCCUCGUGGCAAUCCCCCUCUUCCUCCUCUGCAUCGCUGCUGCCGUCUGGUUCCGAGUGGGGCGAAAGGAGGGGGAAACUGAGGCUGGGAGGAAGAGAUUUGUGACGGUGGGAAGGCGAUUGCAGCAGGAGGCAAUGGAGAGUGAGAGAAGUGAGAGGAUGGAGAGGCAUGAUAGAAUAGAGCGGUUUGAGCGGCAUAAUAAGAUGAUAGCGCUGACUGCCCAAGGGUCGGGCUCAUCGCCGAAGCAGGUUCCUGGGUUUGGGUUGAUGAGCGGGAGUGUACAUUGA